GAUGUAUUCGAGUAGAGAUGAUAUGAACUAGACUGUGUGGUUAAAAUACAAAAUAAGCAGAUUAAAACAAGCGAUUUCUUCAUGCCAGGACGUGCGGCAUCACUCUGUCCAUCAGGAUACAAGACACCUACAUCUGCAUGUGAUCUAUAGACUCCAGCCAGAGUCCACCUUCAUAUACAUCCAGCCCCUUGGAGAAAAGAAAAAGCCAUGGAGAAACCACCCAACCCCAGGGAAGGCUUUACCUGUGAUCCACGGGGAGCAGCGUCACCAGCACCCAGCUGUCAGUCUGUGAAGAGUGACUGGUCAAUGGAUCAACCAAUUGUUUUCAAAGGAGGAUGUCCUUCCCAAGAUAUUACCCCUGCCUGUGACUUAUGCAUUGGGAAGAGGCGCAAAGCUAUGAAGUACUGUCAGACCUGCACUGCCUCCUACUGCGAGACGCACGUCAGACAGCACUACACGGUGGCAGCGCUGCAGAGACACACUCUGGUGGAGGCCGAUGGAGACCAAGCCUCCCCUCCUCCAGGGGAGAUCCAGUUCCUCGCAGUGAGAUCGGACUCGGUGUCGCUGAGCUGGGGGGCUCCGGAGGGGAUGGACAGUCAGACUCUCAGCUAUGAAGUGACCUGGGUCAGUGGCACAGAGCGGCGCUGCCUCAGAGUGAAAGGCGUGACUCACAUGGACAUACUCUUUCCCUGGUCUGAGUGA
This is a messenger RNA of Megalops cyprinoides (Indo-Pacific tarpon), 702 nucleotides long. Its product is annotated as tripartite motif-containing protein 16-like. The transcript is spliced from 5 exons. The record is from RefSeq and is a predicted model, not a curated record. The coding region runs from base 208 to 702 and encodes 164 amino acids. Gene Ontology annotation, molecular function: protein binding. Lineage: Eukaryota; Metazoa; Chordata; Actinopteri; Elopiformes; Megalopidae.